AAGGGGAGCGCCGCAUCUCCACGGAGAGCCCCGACGAGUUCUCCGCUCCGCUCCCCUCAGCCCCCGGAGAGGCGUCCCCUACGCCCGCCCAGCCCUAUAGCCCGGCUCCCCGUCCCUGCCCAGUGAAGGGCCGCGGCGGCCGGGCUGGGCUGGGCCGGGCAGGGCGAGGCGGGGUGAAAGCCCUCGCUAUGCUGCCCAGUGCCCUGUACUGGGACCUGGUGGGUUCCUCGGCUCUCCUGAACCUGCCGGCGGCGCCAGGCUUCGGCAACCUGGGCAAAAGUUUCCUCAUCGAGAACUUACUGCGAGCAGGGGCGCCGCCGAGCCCUGCCCAGCUCCGUCCCCUCCCCGCCAGCCCCGUCCCCCUCAAGCUGUGCCCCGCGGCGGAACAAAUCAGCCCUUCAGGGGGUCUCUACCCGACAAGAUGGGCUUUUCAAGUGCUUAACCCCUCCGCGGCGGACGGCGGCCGCCUGCCAGCACGGGCUCCGGCAGCGGAGAGAGGCAGCGUCUUCCCGCCGGCAGCCACAGCUCUUUCCAAACACUUUUUUCUCCGAGCCCCGCCAUUCUACUCAGCAUGCUGCGGUGGGUCCUGUCAGCACCCUGCAUCCCCCACUGCUUUUCCAAGAGAGGAAAGUGUGCUGCCUCUUCUGACCCAGGAAUCUAACUCCAAAGCCCGGAGAGGUAUAUUAAGAAGAGCUGUAUUUUCCGAAGACCAGAGGAAAGCUUUGGAGAAAAUGUUUCAGAAGCAGAAGUAUAUUAGUAAAACAGACAGGAAGAAACUGGCCAUUAACCUGGGUCUAAAGGAGUCUCAGGUGAAGAUUUGGUUUCAGAAUCGAAGAAUGAAAUGGCGAAACUCCAAAGAAAAAGAAGUGCUUUCAAACAGGUGCCUCCAGGAAGAAGGUCUUCAGGAGAACUACCUCUCACAAUCCACCAUGAAUUUUACCUCCCCAUGCCCAUCUGUGUGGGAAGUGUCUCAGGAGCAGGCAAGUCCAAGGUGGAGGGAGAAUUCUCCAGGAAAUUCUGAAAGACUGACUACUACACAACCACCUCCAAGAGCAAAUUCAUUGCAGAGCCCACUGUAUUUGUAUCCUAACCAAGACACUGCAAAUAAGGCAGUUACAUCAUCAGCCUGAGGAAAUAGGGGCAGUUUGUAAACUGAGUGGAGAGCUCAGGCUUCAAGUGAGCGGUCUUCUAAGACUAACAAUAUUUGGAAAUUGUAAAGCUACCUAGUUGAUGCCUCAUAUAUUUGCUGAAGUCUAACCCCAUUAAAAUGACAGCUAAUGAUUUAAGAAGUAUUCUUCUAUAUUCAGUCUUUUCUUGUGUUUUGUUCCAGUCUUAUACUGACCUUAAAAGUAGGAGCUGAUGGUAAGUAAAAUAGUGAACUAAGAGCUUGAAGUUGCAGUUCUGCUCUGAUUAAUACAUCUGUGCUGUAUACAAUAGUCAUUAAAAGCACACUGAUAAUCAUUUUUAUCUCUUAUUGCAGUUAGACCAAUUCAUUUCUUCUGUGCACAAGAUAAGAAUAACUUUUGUUUCCCGUAAGAUAGCAAGUGGCUUUGGGUUCUUCUUGAAACUCAUUAACGACACAAUAGGUUCAUACAAGACAAACAUGAACAUUUUUACUGUGUUUUCUCCAUCUGUCCUCACCUGUAUCAAUGUUCAAUUAGUUUUAAAUAGCAGGGUCACAGGCCAGCUGAUAAUCCUGGUAGAUCAUGCAAUACUAAAAGAUGACCAACCAACCCUAUAAAAUAUUGCCCAUUUAAAUCACUCCGAUGUGAAUGC
Molecule: messenger RNA, 1776 nt
Organism: Dryobates pubescens (Downy woodpecker)
Lineage: Eukaryota; Metazoa; Chordata; Aves; Piciformes; Picidae
Gene: DBX2
Product: developing brain homeobox 2
Exons: 4
Coding region: 189-1130 (313 amino acids)
Biological process (GO): regulation of transcription by RNA polymerase II
Molecular function (GO): DNA-binding transcription factor activity, RNA polymerase II-specific; DNA binding
Source: RefSeq, a predicted model, not a curated record